AAACAUGUUGUUUCCUUAUGUAAUAAAGGUAGAUUUCAUCAUCCUUAUAUUAUAAGGUUUAUGUUUAAAGAUGUUAAAUAAAUACGAGGAUGCAAUCACUUGGUCGGACAAGGCAUUAGCUAUUGAUCCAAAAGAUGUUGUUUCCUUAUUUAAUAAAGGUAGAUUUCAUCAUCCUUAUAUAAAUAGGUGAAUGUUUAAGGAUGCUAAAUAAAUACGAGGAUGCAAUCAAUUGGUCGGACAAGGCAUUAGCUAUUGAUCCAAAACAUGUUGUUUCCUUAAGUGAGAAAGGUAGAUUUCAUCAUCCUUAUAUUAAUAGGUGAUUGUUUAAGAUUAUUGAAGUAAUUUGAUAAAUCUGAAAAAAUUCUCCAUUAAGCUAUUUAGCUCAAUCCUAACCACACAUUUAGUCUUGAUAGUCUUGGUAUGUGUUGAUUUUAUAUUUCAGGAAUCUGCUUACAAGAUUAGUAGAAAUACUAAGAAGCUCUAAUAUAUUAUGAAAGAAGUUUAAAGGUCUAAUCAAAUAACACAUGGACCAAAAAUCAAAAGGGUACUUGUAUUUUGUCAAUCUAGAAUUUUGUGAACAGAAAUUGA
Paramecium octaurelia is the source of this 588-nucleotide messenger RNA. NCBI's taxonomy places the organism in Eukaryota, Ciliophora, Oligohymenophorea, Peniculida, Parameciidae. The record is from the annotation of a GenBank genome assembly.